GAGGGAGGCUGAGUCACCUGACCAGGACUCGAGGUGCAAUGGCGGCGCCCAUGCUGCGUUGGGGCCGUCCUGGAAGACGUUGGGCUUUAGCCUGGGUUGAUGGCGGUUUUCGCCAGCGAAGAGGGUCUCCGACUGGUUCUGCGUCCAACCGAGUGAGGGGACAGAGCUCAGUGGCUCAGCAGCUCCUCGACACGGCCCAGAAGCCGAGGAAAGGUAAACACGAAUGGGCAGCUGUGGUAGGUUUGGAAAUUCAUGCCCAGAUUUCAUCCAACUCCAAACUCUUCUCUGGAUCUCAAGUCCGCUUUGCAGCACCUCCAAACUCUUUGGUUUCUUUUUUUGAUGCAUCUCUACCUGGAACUUUGCCGGUUCUCAACAGGAGGUGUGUAGAGGCGGCGGUGAUGACAGGCCUGGCUCUGAACUGCCACAUAAACAAGAAGUCCUUGUUUGACAGGAAGCACUACUUCUACGCAGACCUCCCUGCAGGCUACCAGAUUACCCAGCAGAGGCUCCCAAUUGCUGUGAAUGGGAGCCUCACAUACAGCAUCUGCACAGGGAAGAAGCAGAGUCAGAUGAUCACCAAGACGGUGAGGAUCAAGCAGAUCCAGUUGGAGCAAGACAGUGGCAAAAGCCUCCACGACGACCUGAGGUCUCAGACGCUCAUUGAUUUGAACAGGGCAGGAGUUGGCCUUCUGGAAGUGGUCCUGGAGCCCGACAUGUCCUGUGGAGAAGAGGCAGCAACAGCUGUCAGGGAGCUGCAGCUGAUACUUCAAGCCCUGGGGACCAGCCAGGCCAAUAUGGCAGAGGGCCAGUUGAGAGUGGAUGCCAAUAUAUCUGUGCAUCACCCUGGGGAGCCACUGGGCAUUCGAACUGAAGUGAAGAAUCUCAACAGCAUCAAGUUCCUGGCCAAAGCCAUAGACUAUGAAAUUCAGAGGCAAAUCAAUGAACUUGAGAAUGGAGGUGAAAUUCUGAAUGAAACUCGCUCGUUUGAUUGCAAGCUGGGGUGCACCAUGCCAAUGAGAGACAAAGAAGGAAAACAGGACUACAGGUUUAUGCCAGAACCCAACCUGCCUCCCCUGCUCCUCUAUGAUGCCGCGUCUCUGCCUGCAGGUACAGACUCACAGCAAGUGAUCAAUAUUGACCAGAUUCGGGAGAGGCUUCCCGAGCUCCCCAGAGUGACCCGAGAGAGGCUUAUUCAACAGUAUGGGAUGUUGCCAGAACACGGCUUUGCUUUACUGAAUGAAGUUGGCCUACUGGAGUUCUUCCAAAAUGUGAUAAAAGAAACUAGGGCAGAGCCAAAAAAGGUGACUAGUUGGGUCCUCAACAUUUUUCUGGGCUAUUUAAAGCAACAGAACCUUGCCAUCAGUGAGAGUCCUGUCACACCCUCUGCACUCGCUGAGCUUCUCGACCUGCUGGACAGUAAAGCAAUUUCUUCAUCAGCGGCUAAACAGGUGUUCCAGCACUGCUUCUGAGAUUUACAAACCUCAUGUCUCCAGCACCCUGGAGCCAAGGAAGUUAUAAGGUUGCUGCUGUGACGCAGCCCUAGUCUUUAGAAACUCGAAGAUUAUAUAUCAUCAUGAGCAACCUCCUGGUAACUGUAGACAAAAGCAUCCUGCAUUCCUCUCACAAGAUCUAGAAGUGGCAAGUGGCAGUCUCCAUCCCCUCCCCUCACUAAGGACAGGGCCAGCCUGGACACAUCAGAUUCCCAAAGUGUCAGAAUCACAGCUAACCUCCACAUAACAUCCCAGGAUUCCAGAUGUUGGGCCCCAGACUGCUGGUCGUGCGGGGAGUAUAUGCGUCUGCUCUGUGCUCUCCUGGACACAUGCCGACGAUCCACUGUCUCCUAAGGAUCAUCCAGUUAAUGCUUCCAGUGGGACGGAGCCAGAUUGAGUUCCAUGGAGAUGGAAAUCACAAUCAACACACAAGUGUGCCAUUUAACCAAUGCCCUCUUGUCUACUUUGGGCUCUGCUUUAAAGAGAAAUCAUCAAAAACCUUUUAAUGUAGAAAA
This is a messenger RNA of Cynocephalus volans (Philippine flying lemur), 2005 nucleotides long. RefSeq names its product glutamyl-tRNA amidotransferase subunit B (gene GATB). Gene Ontology annotation, molecular function: glutaminyl-tRNA synthase (glutamine-hydrolyzing) activity. Gene Ontology annotation, cellular component: mitochondrion; glutamyl-tRNA(Gln) amidotransferase complex. Bases 39 to 1469 code for a protein of 476 amino acids. The transcript is spliced from 12 exons. Gene Ontology annotation, biological process: mitochondrial translation; glutaminyl-tRNAGln biosynthesis via transamidation. The record is from RefSeq and is a predicted model, not a curated record. NCBI's taxonomy places the organism in Eukaryota, Metazoa, Chordata, Mammalia, Dermoptera, Cynocephalidae.